ACCUCACCCAACGCCGCCUGUUUGCCGCCACUUUGCCGUCAUGCACACCGCCCUGAGGGGCGGCAAACGAUCAAACCAUGCGCUUCCGACGAAUAUUUGCCGCCCGAUGGUCAUUCUUUGGAGGACAUACCAAACAUGAGUCAAGCGGAUUUGGAGACGGUGCAAGAGACGCAACCGGACGUAGGACCAUCUACAAAGAGGCGACAACAUAGGAAAAGAGUCCCGGGCGAACCGCGCGCAAAGGUGACUCAGAUGGCUUGGUCAUCCGAAGAACAAAUCGCGUUAUGUCGAGCUUGGCUAGACGUCACGGAAGAUCCCGCCUCCGCGAACUAUCAAAAAGACAAGACUUAUUGGCGCCGCAUUACGCAAAAGUUCCACGCGAUACUCAACAAACCACCGUAUCGUGAUCAAGACGUGGUUAGUUCGAAAUGGAAGAAAAUGCGGCCGGUUAUUCAAUCAUUUAAUCAAAUCUUCCAUCGUUUGAGUGAAAAAAACAACCAUCUUAGCGGGGCAAGUGACGCCGACCUCCAAAACAUGGCGUUGGCGGAGCAUCACGGAUUGGGCGGUCCAGCGCUUCCUUUUUUGACGGAGUGGACUAUGUUGAGGAGAAGCUCGAAGUUCUUGGAGAUAAUGAAAUAAAAUGUGAAGCAAACUCGUGGUGAGCCAACCGCGAAAAGGUCGAAGACGAGCUCUUCAGCAGAGCCGAGUAGAGCCAGUGGGUCGGAUGCUAGGAUAAACAUCGACCUAAAUGAGACUGAUGAUGAUGAAGUACAAGAGGAGGCUCCAAGAUACAUCCGCCCGAGCGGUCGAGAUGCGGCAAAAAAAGCCGCAAGAGCUGGGUCGUCUUCAUCGGGAGCGGCCCCGUAUUUCGAGGAUUUUGCUCUUUUGGGUGAACGCAUUGAUGGGUUGUUAAGCAUCGGGAAGCAACGUGUGGAGCUCGGGAGAGAAAAGUUGAAGUGGAAGAAGGACAAGGAUGCACGGGAAAAGGAAAGGGAGCAAAGGGAGAAGGACAAGGAGAUGGAGCAUGAUUUGAAGAUUUUGGAGAGGGACAUUAGCGGUUACACCGGGACAAAACGACUCUUCGCCGAACAACUCAAACAACGAAUCAUGGACAAAUAUGGUUUUAGUAGUUAGUUUAAUUAGUGUAAUGUAGUUCGUACUUUUAUUUUUAGUUGUAGUUUAAUUAUUAGUCGUAGUUUUAUUAUUAGCGUAAUGUA
This is a messenger RNA of Erigeron canadensis, 1217 nucleotides long. Its product is annotated as glutathione S-transferase T3-like. The transcript is spliced from 3 exons. NCBI's taxonomy places the organism in Eukaryota, Viridiplantae, Streptophyta, Magnoliopsida, Asterales, Asteraceae. The record is from RefSeq and is a predicted model, not a curated record. Bases 136 to 639 code for a protein of 167 amino acids.